Messenger RNA from Salmo salar (Atlantic salmon), 1253 nucleotides. The record is from RefSeq and is a predicted model, not a curated record. Lineage: Eukaryota; Metazoa; Chordata; Actinopteri; Salmoniformes; Salmonidae.
GCACCCCCCCCACUGUGUGCUCGCUCCAUGGCUGGCUUGGGCCGAGGUCGCGGCAAGGGGUACAUGAGCUUCAGUAUCGAGGCAGUCGGGAUUGGGAAAGGGGAAAACCUGCCCCCUUCAAUUCUCCAGCCUACACCUCUGUUCCCUCCCAUGGAACACAAGCCUGUCCCCUUGGUGAUGGGAGAGGAAGCAGAGUACAUGUUGGCACUGAAGCAGGAGUUCAGGGGAAACAUGAAGACCCUACCAUUUUAUGUCCGUCCAGCCGUCUCCAAGAAAGAUGUGGAGCGGUAUUCUGAUAAAUAUCAGAACAGUGAGCCGUCAGACAACACCAUUGAGUGGAAUCCAGACUGGAAAAGGCUACCCAAAGAGCUUCGAAUUCGUGUCAAGAAGCCCCUAAAAGAGAACACCUCUCUUAGUGUGGAGACACCUGUGGACCCCAAACCCAGCAAAAAGACCCAGGUGGACAAAGAGGAGAUCAUCCAUAAACUAGAGGUGGGAAUAACAUUAGAGGAGGAAGUGACCUCAGAUGAAGAGGAAGGGGAGAAGAAGAAGCAGGAGGAAGAGCAGCAAGAUGGGGAGGAGGAGUAUGAUGAAGAAGAGUUUGAAGAGGAGACCGACUAUAUCAUGUCGUACUUUGACAAUGGAGAGGAGUUCGGAGGGGACAGUGAUGACAACAUGGAUGAGGCCAUUUACUGAUACUUUGAAAAACAACAACGAUUGUGCAUGCCUAGGACCCAAGAGUCCUGGGAAAAUAUAUGUGACACUCCAGAACUGAGAGACACUCCAAAGCUGAGAGAAUGUGCUGUAAGGUCCAUCUUGUAUACAUGGCCUGAAAUGAUCUUAACUCAACACAUGAAUCUUCAAAAUAACCCAGGAUUCAGUCAGUUCCUGACUUCAAAAAUCAUUUCAGCAGAAGAAGCAGGUUGCACAGUUCAAACCUGCAAUAGUUUUAAAUGGCUCUUAAGUGUGGUGGUGUUAUGGAGAGAGAAGUAUGUCAUUCUUCAUAAGCCGACAUCUUUUCUCCGUUUCACCAAUUAUAGUAUCAUUUCUUAGAGGGUUUUUAUCCAAUUAUAGAAAUGUUAAAGAACUUUGAAGAUAUAAAAUGAAGGUGUUUAACACACCAAUUUUAAUGUUAUGUUGUUUUAUGUAGUUUAUAUGUAGUUUUAAAAAGUUAUGUUUUGUAAAACUUGUAUAUCCAUGUAAUAUCCCAAUGUUCUCUGUUAAGUUUGUUAUGAAAGAGGAUUUUACUUAAC